This is a messenger RNA of Colletotrichum aenigma, 171 nucleotides long. RefSeq lists its product as uncharacterized. The record is from RefSeq and is a predicted model, not a curated record. The coding region runs from base 1 to 171 and encodes 56 amino acids. The transcript has a single exon. NCBI's taxonomy places the organism in Eukaryota, Fungi, Ascomycota, Sordariomycetes, Glomerellales, Glomerellaceae.
AUGCAAGUGAUAUUCUGUCCGCAGGAGGCAAAGACCGAGCUUGAAUUCAACGAUGCUCUCCGUCACUUGUACCCUGCGUUUAUUGCCGAUGAAAUCGCAAGACAAAGAAAAGAUGACUAUUUCUUGUACACAUCGACGUCAAACUUAUGUUUUACCGUAUGUGAAAACUGA